AUGUCGACCCACGAAGACAGCAUUUCGACAGCUGUGUUUUCUCCUGGUGAUGCAGAAGCUUUACAAGAGUCAGGCCUAGCCAGUCCCCCCUGUUCUGAUGGGACUCGACGCAUUCACAAGCGAAGAUUGAAUCGAUCCAGUGACGAAGAAGAAAAUCAUCUCCCGCUGACGCCUGUAUCGAUGGAUGACAGCUCUGAUUGUUUUGUCAGUAUCCCUGAAGACCUCGUUUCAUUCGCCGCGCUUCAAUAUCUCGGGUACAACCACCAGACCGCCACUCGCAUCUGGGAACGAUGGACCAAUUGGCCCCCUGGAAGAAUCAAGCGCCAAUGUGAUGAUUUUGAAGACGGUAUCCCGUUCAUUGAAUUCGCCGAGGGCUACCUUGAUUCUGCGACCGAUACUUGUGAUGAUGAUGAUUCCGCAUGGUUCGACUGCCUUGACAAGUACGGUAUGAGCACCGAGCUCACGCAUGCAAUCAUGGAUGCCAAGUUUCGACACAUCCGGCUCACGCAAUCAUGCAAAUUCUGGGUACAAGACACCCUCAAACUACGAUACCGCGGACUCGAGGAGGUACAAGAGGCCUCUCGUGAACGUGAACGGGCAACUCAACGUGAAGCUUCACAUCCUAGCACAAACAACCCCGGUCCUCCUGCAAAAAGAUCCAUCUCGGAAUCGUUGAGAUCGGCCCCAUGGAUGUCGCCAGAGACUGCUUUGUCUUCCUUUGCAACCGGUGCAGCAGCAAAUAAGCCAGGGGAAACACAGUUGUACAAAGGAAUGGACAAGGCGUGGAUCAAUGACCUCUUUCGCGGUGAUGGUAGCCUUCACUUCGGAUGCCUUACGUCUAGAUCACCGGCUGAUUUCUCGUCAAGAAAGGCUAGUAUUUACUUCGCUGUUGAUCGAGAAGUUGCUAUGUGUUAUGCCUGUUACGCCAAACGUCGUUCUGGGGUCAAUGCCGUGGUGAUUGUUCAAGCGACCAUCCCGAACUCGGCCAUUGAGUCCCUCACCCCACCAGACAUCCAACACGUCUAUUGGCCAAGUGUGGAAUGGAAGUCACUUGUGCUCACUUGUCGUCAAGAUCGCAAGCUCUCGUCCGAACUCCGCAAAUUCAAGUUGGCCAAGCUUGUUAUUGGAUCCAUCUGCAACAAACCAAGCAUGGUCUUGGCUAAUAUGCAAUCUCCCGACGAGAUCACGGAAGGAUUGGUCUAUAAAACGCAAGAUGGUCGUGUUGCUGUUCAGUAUGUCUUCAUAGGCGACGAGGGAGAUGAUUUGUUAGAACAAUUCGCUAAAAUUACCGUCUUCCCUUUGACGAGCCGGGAAUUCGAGGCUUGGUAUAACGACGUCUAG
Molecule: messenger RNA, 1341 nt
Organism: Penicillium crustosum
Lineage: Eukaryota; Fungi; Ascomycota; Eurotiomycetes; Eurotiales; Aspergillaceae
Exons: 1
Coding region: 1-1341 (446 amino acids)
Source: RefSeq, a predicted model, not a curated record